Molecule: messenger RNA, 719 nt
Organism: Papaver somniferum (opium poppy)
Lineage: Eukaryota; Viridiplantae; Streptophyta; Magnoliopsida; Ranunculales; Papaveraceae
Exons: 2
Coding region: 240-692 (150 amino acids)
Source: RefSeq, a predicted model, not a curated record
GAUUGUUCUUUCACCGCCAACUUUCAACCCAAUGCAGUGGCCCAAAGUUCUGAAACCUUCCAACCAGCCCCACCAGAGAUUCAACUAAUCCCGUAUAGCUGCUCGCGGAGGUUUUGGUGCUCCAAGUUGACCACCCUGAGAACAAUUUCCUUGCACGAUCCGCCUCUGGUGCACCAGUAACCUCACAGACUGGUUGUAAUGCUUCAAGUGGAUCAGCCCCGGAGAAAAGCAAUAAUGCGAUGGAGAAUUAUUACCACCAGACAGGACCUACAGCACCAGCAGCUUCACAGGCAGACACUCUUUCCGUUCCAGUAGGACUACCUGCGAAACCUCAACAGAAGGACAACAAAUGUGAUACUAAAACAAUAGUUCGGGAUGAUAGAUUUAGCCGAGGGCUUGAUAAUUUGGACAUAUCUGGACCUCUAAAACCAAUCCUCUGGCGGAUAUUGGAGUUAAUUUAUGUCCAUCAUAGGGAGAAGAGAGAGAAAGCUGUCCACACAAACGGCUGUAACGUCUAUAAUUCCUUUGUAAAAGCUAUGGGAUCUUGUUCUGGAAUGGGAUGUGCAGGUGCAAGCUCAAGCUCUCUCUCCUUCUAUCGUCGUCUUUAUCGAACCACAAGAAUAAAAUCACUUAUUACCCCAACCAACAAAACCCCACUAUUUUUGUAUGAUAUUGUGCUGAAAGAACUAUAAACAAUGUAAUUUGCUACGACUGUCAAG